Molecule: messenger RNA, 1628 nt
Organism: Linderina pennispora
Lineage: Eukaryota; Fungi; Kickxellomycota; Kickxellomycetes; Kickxellales; Kickxellaceae
Exons: 4
Coding region: 109-1542 (477 amino acids)
Source: RefSeq, a predicted model, not a curated record
GAAUUUUCUCCCUUUCUUUUUUCCUUUUGAUUCUGCUUUAAUAACCUUUUUUGUUUUGUCAAAAUAUUAGAGCGCCCAAGACGCACACAAAGCCCUUGUAUUUCAGAGAUGGACGCUGAUAUGUCGGAGCCCAAGGUCGAGCAGCAGCAGGAGCAGGAGCAGCAACAGCAGCAGAGUGUCGUCGAGGAAGUGCCCGUCGGAGAGGUUGCUGCCGAGGAGGUAGCUGUUGAGGAACACCAGCAGCCACUGGAGGAGCAGCCACUGGAGGACCAGCACUGGAGGAGCACCAGCAGCCACUGGAAGAGCAGCCUCUCGAAGAGCACCAGCAGCUGGACGACCAUCCACCAGCAGCAGGACGCCGAGCAGCACCAAUACGAGCAGCAGUAUGACGCGUCGUACGACCAGCAAUACGAGGCUGCCGAGGACGCGCCACAGGAGGCCUACGACGAGACCCAGGCCCAGCCCGAAUACGAGCAGGACCAGGCGUACGACGACCAGGUAGUUGUCGAUGCCGCCGCCGUCGCCACUGCCGCCGCCGCUGCUGCCGCCCAGGCCGAAGAGCAGCAGUACGCGCCCGACGACCAGCAGCAGCAGUACGCGCAGGACGACCAGCAGCAGUACGACCAGCAGCACGAGCAGCAGUACGAGCAGCAGUACGAGACCCACGAGCAGAUGGACGACCAGACGCUGGCCGCACACCCGGCGCGCGAGCUCCAGGCCGCCGAGUCCCAGCCCAUAUCGGCCGAGGUCUCGCAGGCCAUGGACCGCUACGACGACGCACCCUGGCCGCAACCUCGUCCUGUUGCCACUCCUCACACCACCACGCACGUCUACCACCAGAAGCCGCUGACGCCCAAAUUCAACAGAGCCCGCAACUGGACGCGCGACGAGACAAAGAUUCUGCUCAACGAGCUCGAGCGCAUCGUCGCCGAGAACCCAGAGGACAGGAGGGAGGUCAUGCUGCGCGCCCACCCCACGUUCGAGCAGACCGCCAAUGUGCUGCGCGAGCAUGGCUUUGUCCGCGACGGCCAGGGCUGCAUGAUCCGCUGGCGCAAUCUGCUGCGCGACCCCUCUGUCCUGCAGGGCUACCCCUACGCAAACGAGAUCGAGUCCAUCUACCGCUUCCCGCCCGAGAACAUCUCCUCCUACCACAUGCACGGGGAGUCCGGCUCGCCUGGUCCCGACGGCUCGCAGACCGGCCAUGCCCGCACCUGGACCCAGGCGAACGGCUCUGCCUACGAGACCCCUGCCCGCAAGCGCCAGCGUGAGAUGCACCAGCUCGCUGACCAGAUCGAGCGCAUGGAGCAGAAGCUCGACCAGGCCACUGAGGUCAUCUCCCAGCAGUCCGAAAUCAUCCGCUCGUUGGAGGAGCGCGUCGUGCGCGCCGAGGAAGCGCUGAAGCAGAGCGAGACCACCCUCGAGACCAUCAACACCACCAUCGGUGAAAAGGAUGCCAAGCGCGACGAGCUUGAGAAGCAGCUCAUGGUUACCGUCCAGGCGCUGUCGCAAGUCAUUGCCACCAAGAAGGCCGAGCAGCAAUGAUCCCUUCCCCUACUUCCCACGAUUAAUUAAAUGGUUCUAUAUUUUGUCUCACUUUUUCUUACCGCAUUCCUUACAAACAGCUACAU